AUGGGCGCCUAUCUCUAUGGGCGCCUAUCUCUAGGGGCGCCUAUCUCUAGGGGCGCCUAUCUCUAUGGGCGCCUAUCUCUAUGGGCGCCUAUCCCUAUGGGCGCCUAUCUCUAUGGGCGCCUAUCUCUAUGGGCGCCUAUCUCUAGGGGCGCCUAUCUCUAUGGGCGCCAAUCUCUAGGGGCACCUAUCUCUAUGGGCGCCUAUCUCUAUGGGCGCCUAUCUCUAUGGGGGCGCCUAUCUCUAUGGGCGCCUAUCUCUAUGGGCGCCUAUCCCUAUGGGCGCCUAUCUCUAUGGGCGCCUAUCUCUAUGGGCGCCUAUCUCUAUGGGUGCCUAUCUCUAGGGGCGCCUAUCUCUAGGGGCGCCUAUCUCUAUGGGCGUCUAUCUCUAUGGGCGCCUAUCUCUAUGGGCGCCUAUCUCUAUGGGCGCCUAUCUCUAUGGGCGCCUAUCUCUAUGGGCGCCUAUCUCUAUGGGCGCCUAUCUCUAUGGGCGCCUAUCUCUAUGGGCGCCUAUCUUUAUGGGCGCCUAUCUCUAGGGGCGCCUAUCUCUAGUGGCGCCUAUCUCUAUGGGCGCCUAUCUCUAUGGGCGCCUAUCUCUAGGGGCGCCUAUCUCUAUGGGCGCCUAUCUCUAGAAGCGCCUAUCUCUAUGGGCGCCUAUCUCUAG
This is a messenger RNA of Closterium sp. NIES-65, 660 nucleotides long. The record is from the annotation of a GenBank genome assembly. Lineage: Eukaryota; Viridiplantae; Streptophyta; Zygnematophyceae; Desmidiales; Closteriaceae.